Molecule: messenger RNA, 1395 nt
Organism: Brassica napus (rape)
Lineage: Eukaryota; Viridiplantae; Streptophyta; Magnoliopsida; Brassicales; Brassicaceae
Exons: 1
Coding region: 54-1322 (422 amino acids)
Source: RefSeq, a predicted model, not a curated record
UGAAAAUUUAAAAUAAUUCGUUGUCUUUUCAAUGAAGGAUAAGGCAAAAAAUAAUGUCUUCCUCAUCAAGUGAUGAAGUUGAUGAAGCUUUAGAAGAAAUGGUCGACCAAGUUGUUGAUAAUCACAUCCACUCAGUGAUUCAUGGUCACCCCAACAAGUCCAAAAGAUGGGCUUAUAUCGAAAGAGCUCGGGAACAAGGACACAAUCAGCUGUGGAACGAUUAUUUCAAUGAUAAUCCUACAUACCCACCGGAAAUGUUUAGGAGGCGUUUUCGAAUGAACAAAUCAUUGUUCCUUCGCAUUGUGGAACGUAUAAGUAAUGAAGUUCCAUACUUUCAGCAAAGACGAAGUGCUUGCGGAAGGAACGAGCUAUCUCCACUUCAAAAGUGUACGGCAGCUAUACGUAUGCUGGCAUAUGGUCAAUCGGGAGAUACAUAUGACGAAUAUCUCCGACUUGGUGACAGUACAGCACGUUUAUGUUUGGCAAAUUUCACUGAUGCAAUAAUACUAUUGUUUGGAGAUGAAUAUCUACGAAGCCCUACAGCCGAGGAUCUUCAACGAUUACUCGAUGUUGGAGAGGUACGGGGGUUUUCGGGAAUGAUAGGCAGCAUCGACUGUAUGCAUUGGGAGUGGAAGAACUGCCCAACGGCUUGGAAAGGUCAGUUCACACGGGGUUCAGGAAAGCCGACAAUUGUCUUAGAAGCCGUGGCAUCACAAGAUCUUUGGAUAUGGCACGCAUUUUUUGGCUUACCAGGUACACUCAACGAUAUCAAUGUUCUUGAUCGGUCACCUGUUUUUGAUGACAUCUUACAUGGUCGAGCGCCUAAAGUUAAGUUCAAGGUCAACAACCACACUUAUCGUAUGGCCUACUAUCUUACUGACGGAAUUUAUCCAAACUGGUCAACAUUUAUCCAAUCCAUCCCACUUCCUCAAGGUCCUAAAGCCGAGAAAUUUGCACAGAAGCAAGAAUCCGUCAGAAAAGAUGUCGAACGGGCUUUUGGAGUAUUACAGUCGAGGUUUGCAAUUGUUAAAAAUCCAGCUCUACAAUGGGAUAAGGAAAAGAUAGGUAAGAUAAUGAGAACUUGUGUCAUAUUGCACAAUAUGAUAGUAGAGAACGAACGACACGGAUACGCUCAAAUAAAUACUUGUGAGUUCGAAUCAGAAGAGUCAAGCAGAACUUCAAAGGUGACAAGCAGAGAAAGUAUUCAAGCUGGUGAUAUGUUAGGCAUGCGCAGAGAAGUUCGAGAUCAAGAGAAGCAUGCUCGUUUGAAAGCUGAUUUAAUGGAAAAUAUUUGGCAAAAGUUUGGUGAUGAAGAUGAAUAAGCUUUCUACAUUUUUAAAUUUCUCAAUUUAUGUAAUCUACUCUUUUAUUGUAAUGCAUAAAUAGUUUUCACAA